UUUUUUUCCUUCAGUGGAGGCCAUUAUGGGACCCUGAGAGUUCAGCUGGAACGAGAGGAGCGAGAAAAGAAGAUGAUUCCCCGGGACGGAACUGUCAAGCCAGCCUUUGCAUAUUUUUGAUCUUUGUAUAGUCUAUAUACAUUUAAGGUGGAGCCUGUCACUUUUUUUCACAUGUAUUCUUGGCAAUCGGUCGAUGACAAUGUUGAAUCGUUAAGAGGUUUUUGGAUCGAAAAAGGAGGUAGGCUUAGCUAUUGUUGCUAGCUAGCUGCGCUAGCUAGCUAGUUAGCUAGCGAGCUAGCUACGUCUUAGUGACUGGAUACUGGGUUUGAGAGCCGGUGAAUUCUUCAACCUCUUGCUGUCAAUCGCGGCAGCUGUCAUAGAGCCAUCGUUUGGACCGUGUCUGCUAUCUUCACGUUUUUCUGAGGACAACUGCAUGUAUUUCUUUUGGAAGUUUUUCCAAGACGAAUUGCAGGAUUGUGAAAGACGGGCCUGCACGGAGGAGCAGAGCAAGGCCCGUCUUUAUCAUCCAGAGGAAGCCUUUAUAAUCCUACCGACAGCCACUGCUAGCUCUGCGGGCUAGCACGUCUAUCCGAGGAUCUGCAAAAUUCAGCAGUCGGCGACCGCAAGCAUUGACUGCGAUAUAAACGAUCACACAGCCAAUACUACAUAAACUUAUUUUCAACAUUUACUCCACACAGACUCCUAUCACCUGCUACAAUGGCUGCGAUUAUAAAAGAAAUGGUCAGUCGGAACAAAAGGAGAUACCAAGAGGAUGGUUUCGACUUGGACUUAACAUAUAUCUACCCAAACAUUAUUGCUAUGGGCUUUCCAGCAGAGAGACUCGAAGGCGUGUACAGAAACAAUAUAGAUGAUGUAGUACGGUUUUUAGAUUCGAAACAUAAAAACCAUUACAAAAUCUACAACCUCUGCGCAGAAAGACACUACGAUACUGCCAAAUUUAACUGCAGAGUUGCACAGUACCCCUUUGAAGACCACAACCCUCCUCAGCUGGAACUGAUUAAGCCGUUUUGUGAAGACCUGGACCAUUGGCUCAGCGAGGAUGACAAUCACGUGGCGGCCAUUCACUGUAAAGCUGGGAAGGGCCGCACCGGAGUCAUGAUCUGUGCUUAUCUCCUCCAUCGCGGCAAAUUCUUGGAUGCCCAGGAAGCACUUGACUUUUAUGGCGAAGUCAGGACAAGGGACAAGAAGGGAGUAACUAUCCCAAGCCAGCGCCGCUACGUCUUCUACUACAGCUUCCUACUGAAGAACCGGCUAGAGUACAAGCCGGUGGCGCUGCUCUUCCACAAAAUGGUGUUCGAGACUCUCCCUAUGUUCAGCGGGGGCACCUGCAGGGACAAUACCGUUAAAAACAGGAGUGAGCCGACACCUCAGGGCUUCAAGAAAGGGAAUUGGCAUUGGGAUCCCCAGUUUGUUGUGUACCAGCUGAAAGUCAAGAUUCACACGUCAAACCCCGCUCACACACGGCGCGAGGACAAGUACAUGUUUUUUGAAUUCCCCCAGCCGCUGCCAGUUUGUGGAGACAUCAAAGUGGAGUUCUUCCAUAAACAGAAUAAAAUGAUGAAGAAGGACAAAAUGUUUCACUUCUGGGUGAACACCUUCUUUAUCCCUGGACCAGAGGAGAGCGGGGAAAAAAUUGAGAAUGGUGCAAUGAAAAUUGAAGAGAGCCAGCAGGGAGGACCAGGUCAGGGCCAGCCGCAGAGCGCCGAGUACAGGGAGUACCUCAUCCUGACGCUCACCAAGAACGACCUUGACAAGGCCAACAAAGACAAGGCUAACCGCUACUUCUCGCCAAACUUCAAGGUGAAGUUGUAUUUUACAAAAACCGUGGAGGAGCCUUCGAAUUCUGAGGCUAGCACUUCGACAUCGGUCACCCCGGACGUUAGCGACAAUGAGCCAGACCAUUAUCGAUACUCUGACACCACUGACUCUGAUCCGGAAAAUGAACCUUUUGAUGAAGAGCAGCACACGCAAAUCACAAAAGUGUGAACUCUUUUUAAGCAGGAAAAGAAGAAAUUAUACACCUGGAAAAAAGGAGAAAACUUGAAUAUAAACUCAAAAGAAGAACCUUUGUCCCUUCCCUCCCCCAGGCGGCAAUAGAAUAUCAUCAUGUCAAAUGCCAAUUUUAGGGAAAAAAAAAAGAAAGAAAUGUCCUGACCAAUAUAUUGUUUUGUUUUUAUUUUUUUAUUUUUAUUUUUUUCUUUGGCACGACCAUGUACCAUGUGCAAGGUAUUGACACUGUUGCCCCAUGGGAAAAGGUGCUGUAGCUAUACAAAUGUGUUUAUAUAUAUAUACAUAAUAUAUGUAUAUACAUAUAUACAUGCAUAUAUAUAAGCAAACUUUUUUUGUGUCAAAGACAAUGGUAAGAGUACCACAAUCAGGAGACGGGAGUUGAAGUGUGGGAGAAGUUAGAAUGAAAUACUAGGACUAUGCUGCUCCUUCUCCUGUCUAAACCAAGGCCAGUGCUGCAGUCACUUUGUUUCACUCCCUCUCUCCUCCUCCCCCCUCUCUUAUCUUUUGCUCUCCCCUCUCCUCAUCCUAUCUUCCUUCCUAUAUUCCUUUACUGUGAAUGCUUCUUGUGCUCUUUGCAGGUUGUCUCAUGUGACUUUUGGCCUUUGUGCAGUACAAACUGCAUGCGGGCAGUGGGUUGGGGGUGGGCGGGGUUAUGAAGAGGCUGUGAUGAUGUCUAAAGCAUUGCCAUUCCUGUUCCCACUGUGUAUACGUUAAAUUAUGCAGAACAAGGCAUCCCAUGUAAUUGUUAAUGUUUUUUUUAUCCUAAGAUAAUAAAAGUAUAAUACACAAAACA
Molecule: messenger RNA, 2824 nt
Organism: Melanotaenia boesemani (Boeseman's rainbowfish)
Lineage: Eukaryota; Metazoa; Chordata; Actinopteri; Atheriniformes; Melanotaeniidae
Product: phosphatidylinositol 3,4,5-trisphosphate 3-phosphatase and dual-specificity protein phosphatase PTEN
Exons: 10
Coding region: 718-2007 (429 amino acids)
Biological process (GO): protein dephosphorylation; phosphatidylinositol dephosphorylation; negative regulation of cell population proliferation
Cellular component (GO): cell projection; cytosol; plasma membrane
Molecular function (GO): phosphatidylinositol-3,4-bisphosphate 3-phosphatase activity; phosphatidylinositol-3,4,5-trisphosphate 3-phosphatase activity; protein tyrosine phosphatase activity
Source: RefSeq, a predicted model, not a curated record